AUGGGAAAUACUUCUCUCCCCUCUGGGUCUUGGCCUUUGUGGGAGACAUCGACGCCGGUUUCCUCAGUACCUCUGGAUCUACUAUCCGGACCGUUCCCUGCUGAAGACUCGACGUCGGCAUCUGGGCUAUCCGCACCUCCACAGCCACCGUCGCCGACACCAUCAGCACAGCCAGCAACCACAGACAAGCCGCGGACAUCGCCCCGGAUACCAAAACAAAAAGAAAGAAAUACUUCUCUCCCCUCUGGGUCUUGGCCUUUGUGGGAGACAUCGACGCCGGUUUCCUCAGUACCUCUGGAUCUACUAUCCGGACCGUUCCCUGCUGAAGACUCGACGUCGGCAUCUGGGCUAUCCGCACCUCCACAGCCACCGUCGCCGACACCAUCAGCACCGCCAGCAACCACAGACAAGCCGCGGACAUCGCCCCGGAUACCAAAACAAAAAGAAAGAAAUACUUGUCUCUCCCCUCUGGGUCUUGGCCUUUGUGGGAGACAUCGACGCCGGUUUCCUCAGUACCUCUGGAUCUACUAUCCGGACCGUUCCCUGCUGAAGACUCGACGUCGGCAUCUGGGCUAUCCGCACCUCCACAGCCACCGUCGCCGACACCAUCAGCACAGCCAGCAACCACAGACAAGCCGCGGACAUCGCCCCGGAUACCAAAACAAAAAGAAAGAAAUACUUCUCUCCCCUCUGGGUCUUGGCCUUUGUGGGAGACAUCGACGCCGGUUUCCUCAGUACCUCUGGAUCUACUAUCCGGACCGUUCCCUGCUGAAGACUCGACGUCGGCAUCUGGGCUAUCCGCACCUCCACAGCCACCGUCGCCGACACCAUCAGCACAGCCAGCAACCACAGACAAGCCGCGGACAUCGCCCCGGAUACCAAAACAAAAAGAAAGAAAUACUUCUCUCCCCUCUGGGUCUUGGCCUUUGUGGGAGACAUUGACGCCGGUUUCCUCAGUACCUCUGGAUCCACUAUCCGGACCGUUCCCUGCUGAAGACUCGACGUCGGCAUCUGGGCUAUCCGCACCUCCACAGCCACCGUCGCCGACACCAUCAGCACCGCCAGCAACCACAGACAAGCCGCGGACAUCGCCCCGGAUACCAAUACAAAGAGAAAGAAAUACUUCUCUCCCCUCUGGGUCUUGGCCUUUGUGGGAGACAUCGACGCCGGUUUCCUCAGUACCUCUGGAUCUACUAUCCGGACCGUUCCCUGCUGAAGACUCGACGUCGGCAUCUGGGCUAUCCGCACCUCCACAGCCACCGUCGCCGACACCAUCAGCACCGCCAGCAACCACAGACAAGCCGCGGACAUCGCCCCGGAUACCAAAGCAAAAAGAAAGAAAUACUUUUAGUUUUCAGCAUUAGUCAAUGUUUGAACUGUUUCUGCAUUGUAGGCUAAAUAAUCAAAACACGUUAGUAGCUACAAUAUUAUUUCGGGUUUAAACAUUUUUGAAGUUAUUUAACAUCUUAUGAAGAAGUUUUUCAUUCUUGAAAUAUUUCUUAAAGAUAAAACAGUAGAAAGAAAACACUUUUUAGUCUUCACUAAUAGUUCAAACGACACAGCUACCCAACUCAUGCACCAUUUUUUCAAAAUGCUUUUAAACAGAUAAUUUGAACUUGUUUGAGAAAUACUUUUAGUUUUCAGAAUAGAACAAAAGAAAGAAAUACUCUUAGUUUUCAGAAAACAAGGUUGAGUGAACAAUGAUGAAACAAAAAAGAAAGAAAUACUUUAGUUUUCAGCAUUAGUUCAAAUGACACAGCUAUUCAACUCACAUGAGUUUCUGUUGAAUCAGUCUAUUUAAUUUUACACCCUGUGUGAGUUUGAAACGAUGCAUUUUUAGAGUCUGUGAUAACCAGUUAAUUUGCUGCGGAGACGCGAGUUCUUUCCUGGACGGUUGAAUCUUCAAAAGAGACAGUCUGAAGGCGGACCUCAUUGUCUUCAGACAACAUUG
Molecule: messenger RNA, 1951 nt
Organism: Synchiropus splendidus (mandarinfish)
Lineage: Eukaryota; Metazoa; Chordata; Actinopteri; Syngnathiformes; Callionymidae
Product: translation initiation factor IF-2-like
Exons: 8
Coding region: 1-942 (313 amino acids)
Source: RefSeq, a predicted model, not a curated record